CAACGUUGAGCCGCUGCCGCUGCUGCUGCUAUUGUCUACGAUUCGAGUGGGGUGGCGCGUACCUGUCGCCUUGAGCAGAUUAUGGCAGGAAUAUCGCGCGGUCUGCGCCGGCAGUCAUAAAACAGGUACGAGCAACAGCCGGUGCCACAGUCGGUGUGUGUCUGUUUUGGAAAUUCCAUGGAAAACACGCUAUCGGCAGUGAAUGAAUAUCAAUUGCCUGAUCCAGAGCCAGAGCCGGGAGCCAUCAGUUGUUAGUUUACCCUCCAGCGGACAGGUUGUCAUUAUAGCCAUGCAGAUUCAAAUGGAAUUCGUGCCCAAUCAUGGCUACAAGCCAUUCAAGAUGCCCCAGCAGCAGCAGCAACAGCAGCCGAAGCCGCAGAUGGCGGUGGCCAGCAAUCAUGUGGAGUCCAGUGGCUGCUUCAGGAAGGGCUCCUAUAUUGAGCUAUCCAAUGGAGCGAUGCGUCGUGUGGAGGAUAUUCGCACAGAGGACUUCAUUCAGUCGGCGCUGCGCAGCCAGCUCUUCGAUCUGCGAGAGGCCACAGUCGUACGCAUUGACAGGGGACACCUGUCCACAUCCUCCCACGUGACCAUCACCUUUAGCUACGACACCCGACACGCCAAGGUCAAUAUGGAUGUGCUGCCGGGUCAUCCCUUGUUCGUCUAUGGCCAGGGCUGGGCCUCCUGCAAUCCCCAAUUGUCGUUCCAGCUCUACGAGCUCAAGUGUCAGCAGUUGCAGGUCGGCGACAUUUGCCUGUCGCUUGUGCCCCGCGAGCAGAUGGUGCACCCCAUUUCUGCUCCUCCUGCUGCACCACCACCGCCGCCGCCGCCACAAGUGCCCAUGAGGCAUCAAUCCUAUCAGAUGUAUGCAGAGAUGGCCAAUUUUGUGGCUGCCUACACUCAGCACGUGAUUGAGAAAUUAAGGAACUAGCUGCCUUUUGGAGCCUUUGCCUUAGACAAAUGGCCAUGCUUCGAUAGAUUGCGCGCUAUCGCUGCUAUGGCCAAUUACACAUAUAUUUUAAAUGCUUCAUUUUUUGUAAUAAAUUAAAUAUCAAU
This is a messenger RNA of Drosophila obscura, 1053 nucleotides long. RefSeq names its product ataxin-1-like (gene Atx-1). Gene Ontology annotation, biological process: regulation of DNA-templated transcription. The transcript has 3 exons. The record is from RefSeq and is a predicted model, not a curated record. NCBI's taxonomy places the organism in Eukaryota, Metazoa, Arthropoda, Insecta, Diptera, Drosophilidae. The coding region runs from base 203 to 928 and encodes 241 amino acids. Gene Ontology annotation, molecular function: RNA binding; protein binding.